AUGCACAACACGGCCUCGUCACGGCACAAAUUCUCCGCCGAAGGAUUAUCUGUUUUCUGUUUUGAGAUAUGGGGUGAGGUUAUCAGUGAUACUGAGAUUCCGGAAUUCGAUAAUUUAUAUCUGGACAUGAAUGGAAUAAUACACAACUGCUCCCAUCCGAAUGACGAUGAUUUCAAGUUCAGGAUAUCACAGGAGCAAAUUUUCGCGGAUAUUUUUGCUUACAUUGACAAAUUGUUCAACAUCAUACGUCCAAAAAAGGUUUUCUUUUUGGCUGUGGACGGCGUAGCUCCAAGAGCUAAAAUGAACCAGCAACGCGCAAGAAGAUUCAUGUCUGCACGCACGGCUGAGGAACAGCUUCAAGCGCAUAUUCGCAAAGGAGAGGAACUCCCCAAGGAGAAGCGCUUCGAUUCAAACUGCAUAACCCCGGGUACUCUUUUCAUGGCAGAGUUGCAUGAGCAACUUGCAAAAUGGCUGGAAAAGAAGGUUGAGAAGGAUCCCGCUUGGCAUGGAAUUCGGGUAUUUCUGUCAGGACAUGAUUGUCCUGGAGAAGGUGAACAUAAAAUAAUGGAUUUCAUAAGACACGAAAGGACCUUGGAUGGAUAUGAUCCUAAUACUCGCCAUUGUAUGUAUGGACUUGACGCUGAUCUCUUAAUGUUGGGAAUAUGUUCGCACGAGCCUCAUUUCUCUCUCUUACGAGAGGAAGUGAAGUUCACUCGACCUCCCAAAAGCUCAUCUUCGAAUCCUAAGAGGGUUAACCCUUCGCAAAUCAAUUUCCACCUCCUACAUCUUUCUUUACUGAGAGAGUAUCUUUCAUGGGAGUUCUAUCCACUGAAGGCUACACUGCCAUUUCCUUACGAUAUGGAGCGGAUUAUAGAUGACUGGGUGCUAAUGGGUUUUCUUAUUGGUAAUGACUUCAUUCCUCAUUUACCUUAUGUUCAUAUACAUGAUGACGCACUGCCACUACUGUACAAGACUUACAUACAAGUUCUCCCCACUCUGAAAGGUUACAUCAAUGAAUCGGGCGUCUUGAAUCUAGAACGGUUCGAAAUAUUUCUGAAAGCUUUCGCUGCUAACGAUCGUCGUCAUUUUCUGCAAACCCUAGAAGACGAAAGUUUUCUACGUAGUAAAACGGGUCGAGAUCCGCAUGGACUUUUCACGAAGGAGGAGGAGACUGACGGGAAAGUUGAUGACGAGAAAGCUCCAGGCAAUGAAGCAAGUGACAGCGCUGAGCCAGCGGAGCUAUCAUCUGAUGAUGAAGCAGCUUUUAUAAGCAGCGAUGAGGAUGAGUCGGAUAGCGAAGAUAUCGACGAAGAGCUUCCUGAUGGAGGUGUCGAGUCGGCUGCUGACUUGUUGUCACGCUUGAAGACUGAAUCCGAUACUGGAGGUGAUGAUUUUGAUGCCCUUAUGGCGGCUGAACUAAGAGAAAUGGACGACAAAGAAUUUGAAAACGACGUCGAGAACUGUUGGACAAAGACAGUCAGCAACUCAUUUCGACGACAUAAACGACUCUAUUAUCGUGAGAAGAUGAAGUAUGAGAACAUAACCAAGGCUGAGCUUCGACAGCAAGCUGAAGGAUAUGUAAGGGCAAUACAAUGGAACUUGCAUUACUACUACAAAGGAUGUGUUUCUUGGAACUGGUUUUACCCCCACCACUAUUCACCGUAUAUCUCGGAUGUGGUGGACUUUUCGAACGUGGAUAUGAAUUUUGAACUGGGCGAACCUUUCAAGCCAUUUGAACAGCUUCUAGCCGUUCUUCCUUCCGCUAGCGCCGAAUGUCUUCCACCACCUUUUAGGGAUUUGAUGUGUGAUAAGGACUCACCCAUUGCUGACUUCUAUCCAACUGAUUUUCGCACUGAUCUGAAUGGAAAGAAGAAUGAUUGGGAGGCAGUGGUACUCAUCCCAUUCAUUGACGAAGCUAGGCUUCUUGAUGCCGUAAAAACCAAAAUGCCGUUGCUUACUCCAGCGGAAAAUGCCAGAAAUGCUAUAGGCAGUAUCCUUCUUUUCAAGUGCGAGGCGCUGACACCACUAAAGACACAACUGCCAGUGGACACAUUCCACUUGGAAUCAUCGGAAGUCAAAUGGGGAUUACUAUCAAAUGUGAAACUCGAUGUGUUUUUCCCAGGAUUUCCGACCAUGAAACAUCUUCCUCAUACAGCCGAACUCAAACAAGUGAACGUCAAAGUUUUUCAACAAGAAUCUAAGCGUCCAUCCAUGGUUUUGAGUAUUGGAAAAAGAGAGGAGUUGGAGAAAGAAAGUCUGGAAUUGGCAAAAGAAUAUAUUGGCAAGGAAGUUUGCAUCGACUGGCCCUUGCUGAAGAUUGGAUUGGUGGACUCGUUUUGGAUUGACGGCAACAAGUACUCGCGUCAAGAAGAUGGUGAGGUGACUGCAAUUGCGCUUGAUGAGAAUGAGCAGGAAGUACUAAAAACAACGCUUACUUCACAAAAGGAAAGAAUGCUUUCACGCUAUGCUAUCAAUGUCAACAAUGCAAAAGCUGUUGCUUUUGUUCGUCAUUUCGCCGGUGUUACCUAUGCAGUUGAGCAAGGUGUCUUACAUCCACAGAAACAGUGGGUUGGACCUCAAGCAGUUGUUCCUGUUCUGCUUCCGCUUCUUGUAACGAAUGUGAAAGUCGAUAGCGGUGUCAGCCUGCGAGAUAUCCCUGUCUCGGAAGCCUACCCGAAGCAUUCCAAGGUAUUCGCUAUGCUACCAUCUUGGGAAGGAUUUGGAUAUCCAGCACUUGUUGACACAGUGGAUCCCAACGGGAGGGUUCGCCUAACAGUGUCAAUUUGGCCCACAAUAGACUUGUGUGGUUUGCGCAAUGAAUAUAAUGCAUACAGUUUACCAUGGAUGAACAGUUUCGAUGCAGGUCGCAAGAUCGGAGUUGACGGACGCCUUUUGUCACGAAUCACUGGCACUGUCUUUCUUGUCUACGAACAGAAACCCAAAGAUGACAAUGCGGAAGGUGCUCGCAAAGUUGAAGAGAAGAUCAAUAUUGGAUUAUCACUAAAGCUGUCUAAAAGAAAUCAGGAGGUUCCUGAUUAUACUCGUCGCCUUGAAAAUGGGUACUGGCAAUAUUCGAUACUGUGUAUUCAGUUACUCACUAGCUAUAGGAACAAGUUUCGUGAUUUGUUUGCUUUCCUAGAGAAGUCGCAUACUGUUGAUGAUGCAUAUUCAGCCAGCGACAUCUGGACGAAUGAGGAGAAACGUGAGCAGCGUGUAGCUGAUUUGAAGGAGUUUCUUGCAAAUGUUCCCACAAAUGGCAUAGAGAAACAGGAAGGGGGGAAGCAGUAUGCUGAUCGUCUGAUUAUAGGCAAGAUAGAAAACGCUUUGAAGGAGCUUCCUAAAAAGCGUUGGGGAUUCAGAAAAUGUUCCAUUAACCCCAGCGUCCUUUACAAAGCAGAGUUAUAUGAUGGAAAGUGCUGCGCAGAUCCGGACGCUGACUUUCAUGUUUUGGAUCGUGUAGUUUACACGAUACAGGGAAGAUCAGUUCCUUUUGGAUGUCAAGGUACUGUGGUGGGAGUCUCAUCUGGAAAAGUUGAUGUGCUAUUCGAUCAUGAGUUCAACGGUGGUUACAAAAUGAGAGGUGCUAUGAACAGUGGCGCAUGCGUGCCCAAAACUUCACUCAUUAACAUCACGUACGCGAAAGAGAGAAAAGGACGCAAGCCGGAAGCGCUUCUUGGGGAAGCAGAAAAACGUCUCUCAGCUGGGAAAGAGCAGCAGCGAGAAGGGUGUAGGAAGAUGAUGAUGCUUCUGCGAAAAAAUGCAGCGGAAGCAAACAAAACUUCGUUUGCUAAUGCUCCUUUCACCCUGCUCACGAGAAAACCUCGGAGUGAGAAAUCUGUGACAGAAACGCCCACUACCACUCCCUCUAGCACUGCUGCUAUUUUGAGUCAGCCUUCUGGAAGUGUAUUGAAUGCUUCUUCACCUACCACGAACGAGAGUAGCCAUGCCAGUAUGCCCAUGGCGACUGGGAAAGAGACGCAGCAGGAGCUUGUAAGAAAGAUGAUGAUGCUUUUGCGAAAAAAUGCGGAGGAAGCUGGCAAAACUUCGUCUGCCAAGUCUCCUAUCACCUUGCUCGCAAAAAAGUCUCAAGAGGAACACGCUGUGAUGGAUUGUUCCUCUCUUGCUCCACCUGGAACUGCCGCUAAGUCGAUACAGUCAUCUGAGAAAGAUCUAACUAGUACCACUCUAUCAUCUUCUACGAAUGUGUGCAGCCAGUCUAAUACGCCCGCUGUUUCAAAACAGCAGAUGGAAGAUGAGUUGAAUCGUAUGCUAGGUCUCAAAAGUGGAAGAAGCGAUAUUAAUGCACAAAGUGAUAUAGUUGCAAACUUGACGACACCCUCUCCUUUACCUGCUGAGCAUGAAGAUGCAACUCCAGCGCAGCAGAUGCCUACAAAUGCCUUAGCCAAAUUAUUUCCAGCCGCUGUGUCUCAGACAGACGAAAAUAAGGAGGCAAUACCAAGAGUUAUGUCUGCAGCUGCUCAGAAUGUCACACCAGUAUUGGGAUGUAUGCGCUCAGACAGUUUUCCAGUUCCUCGACGAGGUAACUUUGCUCCUAGAGGAAGUACUCAGCGAAGACCUCCACAGGGACGUCAGUACGUGACGAACCCUUUGUUCCAACCGGUGGAUCCACAACCAGCAAAACACGACUUCUUUGGUUCCAGUCGCGCUGUGCACAAUAGCAGUCCAAAGCUCACUGAUCUGAAACCUGCCUCGGUUGUGCUACCAUCACGACAACCACGUCGAAGAAAAGGUGGUAAACAGCCAAGUGGCCCAGCAAAACCACCUCAACAGCAAAAUGUAGUUGUGACUGUGUCUGCCAAUGUCACGACUGACUAUACGACGCCUGUGAUGCCUGCACGAGCUGCUGCCAAUGCGGUUAACAAGGAUCGACGCGCACGUAAAUCUAGAUUAGCGCCGAAAUUCGCAGGGAGUAGUUAAGUGUAAAAAUAAUUUUUCCUUCAUGUACAAUCAUAAUAUAACAAUAGUCAUAAGUCCUGCAUAAGAUUCGCUAAAAGCUCUUCUUGCUGAGAUUUUGGUUUGUGCGAGGGAUCCCUAACAAAGUGUAUCAAAAAACCUUACAAUGCGGGUUCAAACUUCAAUCGAUACUAUCCUUGAUAUGUGGUUUCAUUACUUCCCGUAAUUGAUAUGCAUUAACGGUCUUAAACAUAAAUAUUUUUGCUCAUG
Molecule: messenger RNA, 5184 nt
Organism: Cylicocyclus nassatus
Lineage: Eukaryota; Metazoa; Nematoda; Chromadorea; Rhabditida; Strongylidae
Source: the annotation of a GenBank genome assembly